Molecule: messenger RNA, 1011 nt
Organism: Melitaea cinxia (Glanville fritillary)
Lineage: Eukaryota; Metazoa; Arthropoda; Insecta; Lepidoptera; Nymphalidae
Product: mucin-7-like
Exons: 5
Coding region: 1-732 (243 amino acids)
Source: RefSeq, a predicted model, not a curated record
AUGUAUAUUUGUUUAUUGAAUAAAUCUAUACAACUUUCUCGAGUGUUUUCCUACCCUGUAGUGUCGCUAACCGAUGUCACAGCUCAAAUAACGCCGUCAUCAGUCACGUCUCCCGUAUCGACGACUGCUAAAGUAUCCCAAGCGGCCGCCAAGACGACCCUCUCCGAACCUGAUGUAGCGUUCCCAGCGGUUCUCAAGGGCUCCACAAAACAGAGAGUACCACCCCCGGUUCCACCUCGCGGUUCGCCAAAAACAAAACGCGGAGGGGCAAAUUCGGGGGUCCUUGAUACCAAAGUAGCCGCGCCGUUGUCCUGUUGUUCGACACCACCGCCUCCAUUCGAAGAGGCGCCUCCAGCUAGGACGAGUCGGACUAACUCGUCCUCUACGACCUCGUCGAGUGCGUCUGGAAGACGUAGAGGUGCGUCAAGCGCUGCCAGCGUUAUGACGACCUCUUCCGCCUCUUCUUUGGCUCUGACGCCGGCAGCGUUGAGCAGUGCGAGAAGCAAUGAGGCCAGUGUAUGUUGGACGCCUCCAGCGUCUGUCGAAGGAUCGACGCCCACGUGGACCGAGGGUACCCCAAGUUUCACGGAGUCAAGUAGUAGUGAACAAGGAUACCCCUUGACCCCCAUGCGCGGUACCACCCCCAGUUCGGGGCGACGCUCCCCCCGCCCCGCACCACCACCGCGAGCCACACCCAUCAACUGUCUCACUACUGAAGUGACAAGAUUAUAACACAUUUUCGUACGAAAAUGGCAAGAUUUAUAGCACACCAAAGAAAAGUGAAAAAUUGUUUGUAUUUUCUUCGAAUAAAAGUAGAAAAUAUUUUAACAAUUUAAUAUGUUAUCUUUUACUUUUUUUUAAUAGGUUCAAUUUAAAUUAAUGUAUUUUGUUUAACUAACUAUAAGAUCAAAUGUCAGAUUUUACAUGACAAUAAAGCAAUUUUGUAAAAAAAGUAAUUUGAAUUUUUUUAUACUUUUAUACAAAAAGAAGUUUUUAAUGAAUAAAUUUUUA